UGCCGCCGUCGACAGUCGGCAUCGGCGAGCCGCGGUACCAACGUCGUCGCUCUUUUCGACCCUCGCGCGGUCUCCGGCGUCGCCGGCGAGGCAACAUUUACUAUCGCGGCCUGAGCAAAGGAUUCUCACGCUUUUUCCCCCGCUCUUUCUCUUUCUCUUUUUCUCUUUCUUUCUUUCUCUCUCUCUCUCUCUCUCUUUCUCCCUCUAUCUCACGAUUCGCGCGAGUCAACGACACGCGCGAGCGCUCGAACUUGUACUACUCCCCCGUUUAGCCGGAAGUAAAGCCGUCGGUGGGUCCCAGGUGUGGUGAGUGAAUCGGGGAUUUUUGUGGCACGAUCUCUCCGCCGACGCCGGCGGCAGACGCACCCCUUUCGAUUCGGCGGCGCACAACAAGCGGCCCCUUCGUCCCGUGCGAGUAACUCGUGACUAAUCGGCGAGACGAGUGUGGAGUCGGAGCAUGUAACGAGAGGCAGACAGGGAAUCGAUGAGCGGCAUCGCAGCCGGACCACGAAGUCGAGAUAAAUAUGUUCUGGAUGAUCAAAUAACCGUUGGACAUUCGAAGAUGAAUUGGCCACUGGUGCUGACUUGUUUUUUGCUGCCACAGUCGUGCAUUCUCGGUGCAUCGCGUGGCUGCACGUUCCCGGAGGAAUGGUACGGUCGGUGGUUCCAGUCGGGGAUUACGGACCUGGUGACCGUCAACGGUUCCGAGAUCACCAGCAAGGGCGUCUGCAUCGAGAAAAACGGCGACAAGUUCCUCGUUCACGACACGAAGUACAGAUGUUACCGGUGCAUUGUGAUGCACGCGCAACAUGCCAACGUUCUGCAAUACAAAGAAACUUAUUGCACGAGCGAUUCACCGGAACCGAGUCUGCUGACCCAAUGCGGCACGUUGACCAGCGAUGCCACUCUGGUCUCUCUGUUUCGCUCCAAUGCGGCGCCGCUGCCCUGUCCCAUUAAGGGUCCCUUGGAGUUCACGUACAGCCAGGGCGAGGGCGAGUGCAAAUCGCCGCCGUCACAGGCGGAAGCGUGCACGCAGGACUCGCGUCUGCUCCUGCGCUACCAAGCGUGCGCCAACGUUCACUCGUCCGAAAGCGUGGACGUAGAAUUGGAGUGUCUGGCUCAUUGGAGGGAGGGCAGCACAAAUUACAUGGUCGCGCGUUUGCACAGCGAUCGUAACGAUCGUAAAACAAGCGACGAAGAGAGCUACAGAUGCUUUAUUUACACAAAUCCAUCGAACGUCACGUGGCACCUCGCGCAGAGCUCGGAUGCCGCCUGCAACGGGCUGAUCAGCGUCAACGAGGCCGCCAGAACAUUCAAGAUGAAGCAAAAAGAGCCGUCGCACCUUUGCGCGUAUCCGUCCUGGGUGGUGGCCGGUAAAUCGUGGGUAGCUUUGGAUCGAAUGGCUUCCCGGCUCCUGGCGUCGCCUUACAACCUCACGAUCCUCGACCGAAACGAGACCCGCCUUGUUUGCCAUUCAGUUGUGAAUCGGGAGAACCAGCAGCAGUUCGUCGCGAAGGCAACGCGAGACUGCAAGAACGGAUACGUAUGCAUCAUGUUCCACAGGAGGGACGAGCACGUAAUAGAGAUGCAACUGUCGGAAUGGGGCCAGCAGCCCGACGACAUAUGCAACUCGAGCACGUUCAACUCGCACACGAUGCCGUACACGACGUUCAUCACGUCUGACCCGAUGACCAGGCAAUGCCCCAAUCUCGGUCGUUACGAGAUCGUGUCGUUGUUUCGACCACCGAACGCCGACAACGCCGAGAGCGUAUUGACCGUCGACGGCGAGCAGAACGUUGCCAACGCAGCGGAGGUGCACGACGGGAGAGUGCCCUCGACAGCGUACCCGAGCCAGUGCCACCACGGUAGUGUACGUAGAUUGGACAUCGGUUGCAGGACACCCGAUCGCAUGGAGUUUGCCACGUCCUGCAGCGACGAGGCGUUAUCCGAGUACUUAUGCCAUGGAACUUGGGUGGAGAACGACACCGCUUACUUGGUGGCUAGCACCGACGUUGGGCGUUACUGCCUCGUUUACAGCGCGUCCGCCGCGACGACAGGAAGUCGUGAACUCUCGGUGACGGGCCAUCUCGCUUCCUGUCCGAGAGCCUCUCAUCGCUAUCCAGUCUCGUGGCAGGUGAACCUCACGUCGUACGCUCAAUGCGGCGACGUCUCGUCGGGGACCACGUGGGCGCUUCGGGUGCCGAUGUCUCUUCUUUACAUCGUUCUCCUCGGCGCCCUCGUCGCCAGAUACAUCGCGAGGUGAUGCCACUGAGCCGAGACGCGCCACGCACCGGUGGCUGUAUAGUUAAAAAAAAAACAAAGACUUUUAUUGCGAAAUAUUUGCAUUUGUGGUGAUUAUAUGUGACGUUCCGAUACGGUGAGGUAAACUAUAAAUAAUCAAUCUUAGAACAUAAGUGAGCGCGAACGCCGUGCGUCGUGACGCAGGGAUGUGUGAGAAGUGAUUAAGAAAUAUAAAAGAGACAAGUCGGAAACGGGUAAGGUAUAUACAUACAUAUAGAGAUACAUGUGCCAGCCCCGCGAAUGUGGCAAGGCUGAGUGCGGAAGCGAGGUUUUACGAAUGUACAUAAAAAUCGAUGCCACGAAACGCGAGCUUCCCACACACGUUUCACUACGAGAGAUCGAUCGAAAUACCAUUGUUAUGGGGAAAAGAGUCAAAGUUCAGCUAUCAACAUUCUUUUUGCAAAGAAAACAACAUAAAAAUAUAAUGCAUAUUUAAUUAAAGGCCAUUUUAUUAUCGUACAUUGUUAUCGGCGUAAUAAUAUCUUUCCAAAAAUCGUAAUUAAAGGAAAGAAAUAUUUGUUGCGUGCUUUAUAUGCGGUAGCAAAAUAAUUCCUCCCUCUUAUUCAUAUUCAAGUGAUACAACCGCGGUUGCAGAAAUUACCCUUCAAUUACCACGCCCAAUUGCGAUCGCAGCGUGAAAAUAUGCCGCGUUUAUUACCCUCGAAUGAAUUCGUUUGUGUUGCCUUCAUAUAUCGGAGGCCUUGUUACGUUUCUCUCGUAUAAAGAGAAGCGAAGUGGAAACGUGUUGCGUGGUCGGACGUCUUCGUAGAGUCGGCGUGGAUUUGCGUUACUGCAAUGUAUAACGGGGUGUACGUUUGCCUUUGAAGAUGUGAGGAAAACCCAACGACGACUUAUUGAAUUUCGCGAAAAGAGCCGCUAGUUCCGCGAGGUCGUGACCGGAAAUAACGAACGACGCGUUCGGACUCUAUUUGUGCUUUCAUCUUUUUAGAUGCUGUUCUUGGUACAAGAUGCAUUUAUUUAUUAACUUUUAUAUAUAUUUGUUCAGCAUUAAAAUGUAAUUUUUAUACAUUUAUUUAAUUUAAUUCUCUGAUUAUUUAAUCUUGCAUUAUAAGUUAAAUAUUGAUAAAUUCUUUAAAUACACAUACAUACAAACUAUUAUUGAAAGAAUAUUUUUUAAACUUCUAAUACAAGAAUUCCCAAAGUAUAGAUUGCGAUUUUUAAUAAGUAAAAAAUUUUAUAACGAUGAGUUAAAAUAAAAUUUCGAAAUAAAUCAUUACAAUGAUACGAUUAUCAAAUUUCUUAUAAAACAAGAUACGUAUCGAUCAUGUCAAAGCUGUUGUCAUCAGGAGUAGGAAAUAAUACUUCAUAGUUUUCGUAAAACUUCAUAAAACUUUCGAUUCUUUGCUUUGAAAUCCGUGUGCUUAUUUUCCGAGAAAAGCAAUGAGUUUGUCAUAUUCAUGCACGUUAAUGUUACUGUUGAUUCUUAGAGUGCUUCUUAACAUUCAAUAAAUUGACCAUCAAUGAUACUUUCGGGAGUUUCGAGUAUUAUGAGUGUUUUGGUAUUUAUUUUUGCGCUCAAAUGUUCGACUUUAGCACGGUCUUGAUAUGAUGACACGAUGUCUGCGACACGAAUUGACAGGUUAUUUAGGGUUAAAUUCGCGAAAGCGACGAGGCGAGAGUUACUGUAUGCAUGUCGCGAAGAAAUGUCAAUAAUGCCUGCAAGAGUUACCAUAUGCGUGUCGCAAGAUGACAUGCUUGUUGUACGACGUGAGUGUGGGAGUGAAGGCAAAGAUGUGAAAGAAUGAUUAUGCAGGAAUGAGUUAUUUGUGCGAGAAAACUGUCCGUGAGGAAACGGCUACUUUUGACAAAAAGUGAUACGGAAAAAAGGCCUUUCGACGCACAUGUAACAGAAAAUCAAUUUAUAUUCCUUUCGUUUUUUCAUAUCCAUCAACAUCAAAUGGGUCGCGGUCCAUACAAGGUUGGGAAAGCCUAACACUAAUUUCGCUCGAUGCUAUGCAAAUUCCUGAGCUUGUACUAGUCGUCGCGUGAGAUGAUGUAAUAAUAAAAGAAAUAAUAAGGGUGCUGGGGCCAAUAUUAUAUGAAAUGAGUGUUGCUCAUAGAUCGAGAGGGAAUAAAAGUGAAAGAAAGAAAGGGAGCGAGAGAAAGAAAGAAUGAAUGAAAGAACGAAAGAGAGAGUUCGAGAGAAAGAAAGUGAUAGAUCUAUGUAUAACUACUUAGAAAUUGCUCUGCCACUGCCACUGCCACAUUCGCCGGACGCGUUCGACGCUUCUAAGGGCGACGGGCGAUACAUGUAUUUACUUAGGGAAGAAUAAGAGAAUUGCCACGUCCAACCUGUAAUUAUACGCAUUUCCGUUAAAAGCUUCGUGGCACGAAUCGCUCUUUGCCGCUAGAGGAGCGUUGUAAAAAGAGAAACCAUACGAAUGAUUAUUACUGUAAUUAUUGCUACUAUCGCUGUUAGUACCAUAAGGCUCGAAUAACGGAACGAGAAAAACGAACUCUUUGCUCCUAAGGAAUUCCUUGCUUUCUUUUUUACACCUCGCGUGGGAGAGAUAUUUAUCGGGGACAAGGGAGGAGCGUUUAGCCUGUAAGCAUUCUGUAAAAACUACACUCUGAUCCGCCAUUGAACUUUAAUCCUCGUGCGAUGAAUGUGAGGUCGAUACCUAGCUAUAUGUCAUCGGGAGUUUCUGUCAAGUGAUCGAGAAAUCUCGGUCGCGCGAUCCUAAUCCACGUGUGUCGUAAUCGUAACGAAAAUGUACUUGCAGCGCAAGGACUUGAGAUGAUGGAUCUGAAAUAGACAAGAAUUAUCACUGCCAUCCAUUUUCUUUAAUGUGAAGAACAUAAAAUUAACGGAAUAAUGAAAUGAUGAUGGAAUGAACAAUUAUUUUAGUGAUUGACGAAAUAGAAAUAUAUAAUUGCGCUAGUUAAGAUACUUAAUUCUAGAUUUUGAAAAAUGAAGAAAUGCUCGGUUGGUUGAUUUAAUUUCAUCUCUUUUGUCCACUCUAAUACGAUUCUUCGCGAUACUAAUGUUGAAAAUAUAAGAUAAGAAAAAAGUGCAAUUUCAGAAUAAUAUUAUUCAAUUCAAUUAUCAAAUGAUCAUGCGACGGAAGAUCAUUGUAAUACAACAUAUCGGUAACGAGAGAAAAAGUAUAGGCAGUAGACUAGUCUGCAUGCGAUAUAAUAAUAAAGAAUAUUUGAGUUUCUUCCAUAAAAUUCAACCACAAUUCUCAAGAAUAAUAAUAUUUAUUUUCUGAAAAAGUCGGGAACUGGAGUAAAAUUGAUUUUUAAUUUUUUUAAUGUAAUUUUUUUCAGGAAUGACGAUCCAAUAAAGAUAAUUUCUUUUAACGUUAUUAUACAAUGAAUCUUUGAGAAACUAAUUCACUUAUUAUUUAAUUUUAAGCUGACCGUGUAGGUAUUGGAUUUUGUUAAAUACAAAGCGUUGAGAAUUAUUAUAUAAAAAGAAGAAAGAGUUACGAAACGGCGACGUUGUUCGAUCGUUUGAUACGAUCGUCUAACAAAAACCAACAUGUCGACAAAAUAUAUACAUAUUUUUUAUCCGAAAUAUUUUACUUAAAAGCUCUCUGAUCACAGAACGGAGAGCGAAAACGGUAUUCGACCGCGUAUUAAUCGAUGAUAUAUACAUACUUGAGCAGUUAGAUUUACGCAAACAAAUAUACAAAUAAUAUAUUACGCAACAAUUCGAUGUUGGCUAUAAAUUGUACACUAUUAGAUAAAUCGAACAAAAUAUAGGCGACGAGACGAUAAGGAUAUAGUCGACGAUCGAAAGUACCCGAUCAGCGCUCGAUUUUUUCCCAUCUUUGCUUUAUCUUUUAUUUAUAGUAAGCUACGUACGCGGAAAAGAUAAUUUUUCUAAAUUCUUUUUUUACAAUUUUUUGUGAUUAUGUUCUUAAUAUAAAUAGAUUAUUUUGCAAUCGAUGGUUGUUCGAUUGUUCUGUUUUCUUUUUUUGCUCUGUAUGCGAAGUUUUACAAGAGGAAUCCAAAACGUACCAGUUAAGAGUAGCGUAAAAAUCGAUCGUAAAAAUACUACUGUUAUUUUUCCUUACAACCAUCUCCAAUACGUUCGUUUCCGCAUUGUUCCAUGUUCUCUGUCAAUUAGUGUUCUAGUACAGCGAGCUUCUGUUCUAAUUUCGCGAAAUCAGUAAACACGAAGUUUACGUUUUGUCAAUUAUUAUUUAAGUUGCAUCCUAAAAUCGAAGGUGGGAGAUUAUUUGUACAUAAUAGACUUUAAAGAAUUCAUAUAAAUAUAGUGAUAAACACGAUCGAGUGUAAUCUCGUUUUGUGUCGACACGAAGAGUUAUUCGCUGUAAAAAGAGGAAAACUGGAAGGUUUAAAAAAGAAAAAGAACAAGUGGAAGGGGUGAAUUCAAUUUUAUGAUAGUGAUCGCGAGAGUGUAGAUUUCAGGGUAUUUAUAUCGAAGGUUACAUAGUUAUACAAAUAUACAGAAAUAUUUAAAGAUAAAUUAUAUUAUAAAAAUAUAUAUAUAUACUAUGUUUUUAUUGUUGUAAAGUUGACCGGUGCAGCCGAUGCAUCGACGAGAUUAAGCUCUGUUCUUGUAACUAAUGUAAUCCGUGUAAUUGCAUCCGCAAUCGCUAUUGAGUUGCCUCUGUCAUCGCGCAACAAUAACGAGUUGAAAAUAGCCCGAAUUAAAAAAAAAAUCUUCCGAAUCAAAUGCAUAGGACGUGUUGCUAUUACCAAUUUUUUCUAUUUUUAUCUUUUUACUUUUGUUUUUCUUCUUUUUUGUGGCGCAAAGAGAUUCAAGAGAGAGAUUUUUCGCAGAACGACGGCAGGCGGAAUGUACAAUAUAAUUGAAAAGAAUGUCUCGAUAUUAUCCGGCGCACGAGGGCGAACUAAGUGGUGGAUACUCUAAGGCGGUUAAAUAAUCCAGAUGUUUAUAACGUAACGCGGGAGAGAAGAUUUCCUCUUCUAAAUCUCCUUAUACAGUGUAAUCGAACACGCGCACACGUCACUACCUGUAGGGCACGACACAACGACUAUUACCGUCUCUAAGUCUUAGCGAAGUUACUUGGUAAUUUUAAUCUCGAUUUUCAUAAACGACGGGGGCGAGACCCGAUGGAGCGCCGCUGUAGUUUACACACGCUUUGAAGUGGCCCGCGAGUCAAGGGGGUAGAUGACGAACCUCUCCUAUCUCCUAUCGGCGUCUCGUUCUCAAGCCGGUACACUCAGGUAUACUUGUCGGGAGCAGAUUCGGCCGAUUUUUCGCGAGUGGGACUUUUUUAUUUGGCGCGAACGAAUCCGGACCUGUCGAGGCUUCCUCUUUUCCGUUGUAGGAUUCGCGACAUGUUUAUCCUUCGUCGAAGCCCGGCGAUUGACGAUCCAAGGCGUCUCAAUAUAUCCCGCAAUAACGAUACGAUAGAUUAGGAGUAAUCGGACGGUGUAAAGCCCCUGACACACACCUUUUCGUCGUGAAAUAUCGGCUUUACCCCGCGCGUGUAAACGCGCGGCGAGGAUUAUCAAAUAAGAAAAUUAGAGGGGAGAUGACGACGACGACAAAACUAUUGUAUGUACUACUGAUAGGGAAAAAUUACGGACAGAGUUGACGGAUAAAAAAUGUUCUGUACCGUAAAACACGCGCGAGAAAUCUGAUGGUACUACUACUCUAAAAGUUCAUCACGCUUGAAGGCUAUCGAGAAUCUAUACAUAACUGAGUGUUUUACUAUUGGAUUACAAUAUUACCUAUUAAUGUAAAUGAUACCUAUUAAUGUAAAUGGUUUUUUCAUUAUUACAUUAUUAUUAUAUUAUAGAUGUUAUACUUAAUAAUAUAUUUACAAAUAAUUAAGACGA
This is a messenger RNA of Monomorium pharaonis (pharaoh ant), 8103 nucleotides long. RefSeq lists its product as uncharacterized. Bases 485 to 2263 code for a protein of 592 amino acids. The record is from RefSeq and is a predicted model, not a curated record. NCBI's taxonomy places the organism in Eukaryota, Metazoa, Arthropoda, Insecta, Hymenoptera, Formicidae. The transcript is spliced from 12 exons.